UUAGCAGGUCUGGGGCCGCUUGUUUCUCUUUCGCUCCUCAAUGGCCUGAGGCGCCUCAGCCCCCGGAGCAAGGGGAGAAGCGGGACGCUACAAUCGCGGCCCCCGCGCAGACUUGGCUGGACCUGCAGGGGUUAUGGAACUGUCAGCCAGGAGUGAGCUCUGGGCCUUUGCCCUCUUCUGCCAUGUAGGAAUCCUGGUCUCCUUAGAAAGCUUUACGCUGAAAGGAUCAGAUUCUGCAGUGAUUGCCACAGUUGGCACAGAUGUCAUCCUUCCAUGCCAUCUUUCACCAAGGACCAGUGCCAAACAGAUGGAAGUGAGGUGGCAUAGCAAUGAGAUUCCUGGCCUGACCCAUCAUUAUGUGAAUGGGCAGGAUGCCCCGCAGAAGCAGAACCCACACUACCGGGGAAGGACAGAGCUAUUCAAGGAGGAGCUUUCCAAUGGCAAUGUCUCUCUACUGUUAAAGAGGGUUCAGGUGGCAGAUGGAGGCAGCUAUGUCUGCUUCAUUGGCAACAAAUUGAAUUAUUUGGAAGGCCUUGUGGAGUUAACGGUUGGAGCUGUUGGCACAGGCCCCACAAUCUCUGUGCACCGUUCCCAGGACCAGGCAGUGACACUCACUUGCAGUUCAGAAGGGUGGUAUCCGGAACCAGCAGUACUGUGGACUGACAUGCAUGGUCAAAGACAGAAUUCAACUGUAUCAUCUGUAAAAGAUGUUCAAGGUCUACACAAUGUUCAGAGUCACGUGGAUGUGAAAGAUAACAAGAACCAGGUCCUGAUGUGUCAGCUCCAAAGCAGCUUCUGGGACCAGACAAGACAGUCAGCGCUGCAACUUUCCAGUGAUUUAUUCCCAUAUGAUAAACACCCAUAUGUAGUCACCACAGUGAUAUUCUGUCUAUUGUUCAUUAAUUUGGGUGUGGUUACAGGCUUCAUAUUCAAAAGAGAGAGAGAAUCCAAAGGAAAGCUUCAAGUUGCAAAAGAGCUAUUGAAGGCCAAAAACUCAGCUGUGCAAAUCAGAUUGGAUCCUAAAACAGCCCAUCCCAACCUUCAUAUUUCAUCAGAUUUCCUACAUGUAAACCACACUGACCAGAAGCAAGAGGUGACAGAUACUCCAGAGAGAUUUGAUGGAUGGGCCUGCGUGCUAGGAUCUGAGAUCCUCCGAGCUGAGAAGGAAUAUUACUGGGAAGUGCAUGUGGGAAAUAAGACAGACUGGGAUCUUGGGGUAACAAACGGGAAAGCUAAUAGGAAAGGCUGGCAAGAUUUGAAGCCAGAGAAUGGGUACUGGGGGAUACGAUUUUUUAACAAUACUGAUUAUAUAGCCUUUGUGGAGUCUCCAGUUAAACUAAGACUUGGCAAACAGCCUGAAGUAGUUGGGGUUCACUUGGAUGGUAAGGCUCAGAGGUUAAAUUUCUAUGAUGUUUCAGAAACGUCUCACAUCUACACUUUUAGACUGAAAUCCUCUCUGGAUGUAUACCCCUAUUUCUCUCCUGGUCUGAACAAAAAUGGGAAAAACAAAGACCCUCUCAAACUUCGCUUUCUCUCUCCUGGCUACUGUCACCUGAUGUCUUCAAAUUCCAUUCCUUCAUCUCCCACCUCCUGAUUGGAGCUCUUGGGAAGCACUGAUGAAAAGAAUGUGGCCGCAGAACACUCCAGUCUCAACAACAGUGAUGUCACCGUUCCAUUUCUACACCAGGCUUCUUUCAGACAGAAGCAGGAGCCAGCCCCUCCAUCUGGCAAUGUGCACAACUGUGUACAGGUUCUGAGUUAGUAGUUAGCUGUUGGACUGUGAGGUUUACCCUCCACCCUGCCGCAUUUCCUUCGGGGGGGUUACAUCCCCAAGUCCCAGAGGUUUAAGCCCUGCAAAUCCUGCAACAAGCCUAUGCCAAUCGGUGAUGCCCACAAUGCUUAUUUAAAGGGUCUGGGGGAGGCUCAAGAAGGAGACAAGUGCUGGGUUUGUAAAAGGUUUUGCCCCAGAACAAAAAAGCACGAUUUUCACCUCAAGUGGCUCUUUAUGGAGGCGGCACUCAGACCACAACUUCCAGCUGCGCAGCAAGACCUGUCACUGAGCUCAUCGGUGUGCAACACCCCGGUGGCAAUGAUGGAAGCAGCACAGUGGAAGGACUCUUUCAGAGACCCGUGGCACUGCUGCUCCCUGACACUAAAGCCCCCUUGAUUGACCUGGCACUGCUCCCACUCCCCGGCACAAAAGCGGCACUGGAAGCAAGGGAGGAAUAGAUCUCUGUCCCAGAGACCCACCUGUGGUGUUGCACUCCAUUUUUUUUAAUGGAAAUACAUCAUACUUACACUCAAGUAUAACUGGAAUAUGUUUUAUCCAAAUGGUCUCUCAUAAGGUAUCAUUACAAAGCUUAUUAUCUAUUGAGUAUGUUCAUCCUAUUCGUUUGGAUGUAUUAUUUCUAUGCCUGGAGUUAGGAGAAUAAAAUAAAAACAUGUAUUACUAAUGUAAACAAGUUUAUAAGUGGAAGCCAUUAAAGAUGCUUCAGAAUCAA
Messenger RNA from Chelonoidis abingdonii (Abingdon island giant tortoise), 2501 nucleotides. Its product is annotated as butyrophilin subfamily 1 member A1-like. Gene Ontology annotation, biological process: regulation of cytokine production; T cell receptor signaling pathway. Lineage: Eukaryota; Metazoa; Chordata; Testudines; Testudinidae. Gene Ontology annotation, molecular function: signaling receptor binding. Gene Ontology annotation, cellular component: external side of plasma membrane. The record is from RefSeq and is a predicted model, not a curated record.